CCAUGGAUAGUGCACGCAACAUGAUUGCAGCGGCCAGGCAGCUCCCCUUUGUGCACGUGCCGUGCAUUGCACACAGUGUGCACCGAGCCGUCACGGUUUCUCUAACCAACAGCCCGUUUGACAGCGCAUUGGCAAAAUGCAGAAAGGUCGUGGGACAUUUUAAGCACAGCCCUGCAAACCAAGCGGAGCUCGAGCAACAACAAGUCACACAUAAUAAGAAGAAAGAGUCACUCGCACAGGAAGUGUCAACCAGAUGGAAUAGUACCCUGGAAAUGAUCAAGCGUGUUCAGCGGAAUGCUGAACCACUGAAAGAUGCACUGGCCCUGCACACAACCAACAUCGCCAUGCCAACAGUUACUGAGCUGGAGAAACUGAAGAAGCUCGAGGCUGUGCUGGAGCACUGCAGGUAUGUUUCUGAACUCCUGGGAGGAGAGAAGUUUGUGUCUUGCUCAGUGGUGCUGCCAGCGUUGUGUCAUCUGUCACGAGUGAUGGAGGUUACUGAGGAUGACCCAGCUUACACGAUCAAGUUCAAGGGAACCUUCGCAGCAGACAUGGAGGGUCGCAAGGAGAAGACCAACAUCACGUGGCUGAGAGUUGCGACAGCACUUGACCCAAGGUUUAAGGAUCUCAAGUGUCUGAGCAAACCUGACAGGGCUGAGGUGUGGGGUACGAUCCGCGCCUUGCUCCAGGAGAUGGUAAGGGAGAGGCCUGCACAGCCGGAUAACAAAGUCACGCCUGAGCCUCCUACGAAGAAACCAACACUUAUGCUUACAAACGAGUCUUCGUCUGAUGAAGAGGAGGACAGUAUUGACCAAUGUCUGAAGCGCUACAAGUCAGAGCCUCUUACUGGCAUGGAUGACUGUCCCCAGGAAUGGUGGUCCACACAUGAAGGGGCACACAGUGAAAUGGCCCGCCUUGCACGCAAGUACUUAGCAACACCAGCCACAUCAGUACCUUCUGAAGGGUUGUUUUCACUGUCUGGGCAUGUUGUACAAAAGAAGCGAGCUUCCCUGUUGUCUGAAAAUGUCAACAGGCUUGUGUGUUUGAGUAACUGGCUCAAAGCAAAGAAGUAGUAUGCUUACAUUUUAUUGGUUACCGUUACUGUUCAUACUUUCUGAAAUAAAAGGCUGAGUUGAUGAGCCAUGGUUUAAUUGCACUAUAGGCCGAGUCCUAGUUUACCUUACAUGUGCACUUUGUAAUUUGAUUUUGUAUCGCCCUGUUUUGAUCCCUUAGAAAGGGGCUGUUUGUGUGACAAAGUAUUUUUCACUUUUUUAUUGAUGGACAGUGUUACAUUGGGGGUUAUUUAC
Rana temporaria (common frog) is the source of this 1307-nucleotide messenger RNA. RefSeq names its product E3 SUMO-protein ligase ZBED1-like. Gene Ontology annotation, molecular function: protein dimerization activity. The coding region runs from base 3 to 1073 and encodes 356 amino acids. The transcript is spliced from 3 exons. The record is from RefSeq and is a predicted model, not a curated record. NCBI's taxonomy places the organism in Eukaryota, Metazoa, Chordata, Amphibia, Anura, Ranidae.